Perca flavescens (yellow perch) is the source of this 3200-nucleotide messenger RNA. RefSeq names its product espin (gene espn). Gene Ontology annotation, molecular function: actin filament binding. The record is from RefSeq and is a predicted model, not a curated record. Gene Ontology annotation, cellular component: cytoplasm. Lineage: Eukaryota; Metazoa; Chordata; Actinopteri; Perciformes; Percidae. Gene Ontology annotation, biological process: actin filament bundle assembly. The transcript has 14 exons.
UGUCGCCAUCUGCUAUAGGAAGAAAAACACUGCGGAAUAUUCUCUGAGGCACAUGAUACACGUUAACAAAACAGGCUUAAUAAACAUAAAACAAAAAUAGAUAACUGAAAAGCAGAAACCAAACUUGUGCAACAGGUGUUCAGCAUCCUGCGGGCGUCAGGGAGGAAAGGAGCGGAUAACUGAGCGAGCCACAUCGUCGGGCAAAACAUAGAAAGCAGGUUAGUUUAUCGCUCAGAUUAAGAACAAUGGACUGAGUUGUAUUGCAACAUGUAAAAAGAUAUCGCAUGUUAAAAUGUGUAUGAACGGAAACGGAUCUUUCUUUUGACCGACUGGCUCUGGGAGGAUGUGGAGCGAGAACUGAAUUUUCCCACAAAACUAACCGGGUUACUGAGAUGAUCUGAAGCGUUUGCAAAAAUACAAUGCUGACCCCAUUAGCAAGGUGAAACGAUCGGGCUCAACGCAGGCAACCAAAGCAAGGAGUCGUCCAACCUGCAGCAGCGAUGCUGGUGGAGGGGGACAGGACGCUGCUCGCAGCAAGGCAAGGGGACGUGCAGAGUCUCAAAGUGCAAUUAGCGCAAAAAACGCUCACCAGCGACGUCAAGGACGUGCUGGGGGCUUCACCGGUCCACCAUGCAGCCCGUGCCGGGAAACUAACCUGCCUGCGUUUCCUGGUGGAGGAGGCAGGGCUGCCGGGUAACUGCCUGGCUAACAACGGGGCAAGCCCGGCGCAUGACGCAGCAGCCACCGGCAACCUGGCCUGCUUACAGUGGCUGCUGACACAGGGUGGAUGUCGGUCAGAGGACAGGGACAGUUCUGGUGCCACCGUUCUCCACCUUGCAUCCCGCUUCAGUCACCAUGAGAUCACCAACUGGCUGCUGAAGAGUGGCGAGGUGGACCCGGGGGCCUCCACCGAUACCGGCGCCAUACCCGUUCACUAUGCUGCUGCCAAGGGAGACCUGACCUCUCUCCGACUGUUGCUGGGGCACAGCCCAAACGUUGUCAACUCCCAAACUAAGAAUGGUGCCACGCCGCUCUACCUGGCCUGCCAGGAGGGUCAUUUGGAGGUCGUCCAGUACCUGGUCAAGGAUUGUGGGGCGGAUCCGAGCAUCAGAGCCAAUGACGGGAUGACACCUCUGCAUGCUGCUGCCCAGAUGGGCCACAACACUGUCAUCGUCUGGCUGAUGAACUGCAUAGAGAUCGGCCUGACAGACAGGGACAGUGACGGGGCCACGGCCAUGCACUUUGCAGCCAGUCGUGGCCACGCAAAGGUGCUCAGCUGGCUGCUGCUGCACGGCGGAGAGAUUGUCACUGACAACUGGGGAGGGAGCCCGCUUCACGACGCUGCAGAGAACGGUGAACUGGAGUGCUGUCAGAUCCUUGUGGUCAAUGGGGUGGACUUGGGCAUCAGGGACCAGGACGGCUUCACAGCAGCAGACCUGGCUGAAUACAACGGCCACUCCCAGUGUGCCAAGUAUCUGCGCACUGUGGAGAACAUGAGUGUGGAGCACCGUGUUUUGUCUCGGGACCCCUCAAUGGACCCCGAGUACAAGCAGCCGGACUCAGGGCUCUCGUCUCCAAACACCACCAUGCCCCCUGCCAACCAGGCUGCACACUUUGACAUCAGUUCACCAUCCAGCUCCCUGUCCAACUAUGACUCAGCCAACUCCAGCCAGUCCAGCACUGGCGAGAAAAGGAGCAGCUUAACAUUGCCACGAGGCCUGCCCGCUCAGCUGAACACAGUCGCACACACAGGUGCAUCAGAGUCAGCCAUUUCAGACAUGCAGGCGUAUAUGGACUUGCUAAACCCAGACAUUGGCUCUGACAUACCCAAGAAGAAUGAGAUACCUGCUGAAGCAGACUCCAAGCCCCCACCACCACCAACCUAUCCACCCCCGCCUCCUCCACAGUCUCCACCGGUGCCCCCUCCACCCCCGAGCUUCCCAGCACCACAGCACCCUCAGGAGCCGACGUCAGCUGAGUUCCUGAAGGUGAAAAGCAACUUACGACACGUGGACAACAAGACAGAGGAGUAAGAGAGCUUUGUUUUUAACCAGCAGCUGACUCCUAGAGAAAGCCACGACAAACUGCGGCGUGUGGAUUCAAACAGGAGGUCAAGGAGCUUCAGCAAGCAGCCCAGCACUGGGGACUACUACAAGGCCCUCGGCAGCGACACAGCCGAGCCCCGAGGGAGCAAAGGCAUGGCACCCAACGAGGAGGGCUCUGUGUUAUUGGAGGAGUCUACCGACAGCCCCGCCCACAGCUCAGAGAAUGGCACCACAGAAGAAUCAGUUGCGCCCCCACCUCCUCCACCUCCGCCUCCUCUUCCCUCAAGCAACCCGACGCCAACACCCCCUCCGCCUCCUCCAUUGCCCCCGGAGACGCCAACCACCCAGAAUUACUCUGCCAGUAACACCUCCACCAACCAGCGACGCCUAUCUUCUUCAUCAGGAAGCACAAAAUCUUUCAACAUGAUGUCCCCCACUGGCGACAACUCGGAGCUGCUGGCAGAGAUCAAAGCAGGAAAAAGCCUCAAGCCAACACCUCAAAGUAAAGGCUACACCACUGUCUUUUCCAGCAGCGGACCCACAGGCAACAAUGAAAACACAGCAUCUCCACCAGAGACCCGCACAUCUAGCCCACCAGCCAAGCCGUCAUCCCCUCCACCAUCCAAUACGUCGGUCACCUCUCCACCCAUUACCCCUAGUCCCAGCCCCAGUCCCACUGGCUCCGGAUCUGCCAGCACCAUGUCAACCUCUUUGAGCAACGAGAAACUGUCCUCCAAUGCUGUGAUCAAUGGGAACGGAGCCGGCACGGCAGGAGCAGAGUCAGGGCGGAAGAUGAGCCUCGCAGAUGUGGAGGCGCUAGUGCCCACUCAUGACGAACAGGGAAAAGCGAUCCCUGAAUGGAAGAGGCAGGUGAUGGUGCGAAAGCUUCAGGUCAAGAUGCAAGAGGAGGAGGAGCACAAGCGCAAGGUUGAGGAGGAAGCUGCACGACUGGCAUCGAUGCCGGCCUGGAGGAGAGACAUGAUGAAGAAGAAAAUGGAUGAUGAGAGAAAAGUGGAGCAGCAGGCCAAACAGGCCAAGGAGAUGGAGGAGAAGACAGAGCUGGAGCGACUACGGACCCUGGGCUUCGACGAGACCAAGCUGGCCCCCUGGCAGCGACAGAUUAUUCUGAAGAAAGGGGAUAUAGCCAAACAGUGA